Messenger RNA from Trypanosoma rangeli, 969 nucleotides. Its product is annotated as zinc finger protein. The record is from RefSeq and is a predicted model, not a curated record. NCBI's taxonomy places the organism in Eukaryota, Euglenozoa, Kinetoplastea, Trypanosomatida, Trypanosomatidae. Bases 1 to 969 code for a protein of 322 amino acids. The transcript has a single exon. Gene Ontology annotation, biological process: protein targeting to membrane; peptidyl-L-cysteine S-palmitoylation. Gene Ontology annotation, cellular component: Golgi apparatus; endoplasmic reticulum. Gene Ontology annotation, molecular function: protein-cysteine S-palmitoyltransferase activity.
AUGGCAGAGCAGGACCCCCGAGCCAACAGGAGAGAAGCCAUAUUUCCGAUCAUUGGUAGCACGCUGACAAUGCUGAACUUACACAGUCACACUCCAAAGGGUUGCGGUGACGUUUUUUGUAUGUGUGCUGCGUACCUGCUUCCGUGUAUCAUAUUGCUACUUAUUUUAUUGCUUAUGGUGGGCUUUAACGCGUACUUCAUAACUUUGUCUCUGGAGCUUAACGUGAACUGGCGCAUCGGUGCCGCUGUGGUCGCUAUGGUUUUUGGCAAUGCCGCCAGCGCGGUGCUUCUGUGGGCAUUUCUGGGGGUUACCUUGACGGGCGCGGGAUACGUGCCUCCGAUCCCAUGGAAGUAUCCCCCCAGAUACGUUGGGGAUCGAAGUGACUUUCAGCCGUCUGUUUUAGCCCCUAUCGAGGGGUUCAACCCUAACAGCGUCACACAAUUGAAUUACAUGAACAGGUUGCGUUACUGCGUGCCGUGCGAUCAGUUUAAGCCGGACAAUGCGUACCACUGCGCCUUCUGCUCACGUUGCACGUAUGAGUUUGAUCAUCACUGCCCCGUUAUGAAUAAUUGCAUCGGACGUAACAACUAUAAACUGUUUGUGACGUUUCUAGUCUACGCGGGAAUCGUUGGUUUCCUGAAUGGGGGCUUGCUGCUGAUUGCUAUUUUUGUUCUGGAAGUUGGCGAUUAUAACAUCUUAUGGCUUAUGCUUCCCAUUAUUAUGGUCAUGGUGGCUGCGCCACCUUUCUGCUUUGGCCUACUGCAUGUGUGGUGGGUCUAUCACGGUGAGUCAACAAUGUCGCGACACGUCGCCUCAUUCAAUCGGGAGAGAUCGCGCCAGCCGACUAGGCAGCAGUUGGAGCGAAGGCGCCGGGCUCACUGGGAUGCGGUGUUGGGCACCGAUAGGCGCUGGUGGCGCAUGAUUCUUCCACUGAAGCCCAGAUGGUUGGCUUCUGAAGAGACCGUUUGA